AUGAACAACAAGGUGUUCUACCAGCACCCCAAAUCCCAUCUGGACACCCCGAACAUCAUGAACAACAAGGUGUUCUACCAGCACCCCAACCUGAUGCGGGCUCUGGGCAUGCACGAGACCGUGAUGCAGGUGAUGGUCAGCGUGCUGGGCGGCGGCGAGUCCAAGGAGAUCCGCUUCCCCAAGAUGGUGACCAACUGCUGCCGCUUCCUCUGCUACUUCUGCCGCAUCAGCCGCCAGAACCAGCGCUCCAUGUUCGACCACCUGGGCUACCUGCUGGAGAACAGCGGCAUCGGCCUGGGCAUGCAGGGCUCCACCCCCCUGGACGUGGCGGCCGCCUCCGUCAUCGACAACAACGAGCUGGCGCUGGCCCUCAAGGAGCAGGACCUGGAGAAGGUGGUGACGUACCUGGCGAGCUGCGGGCUGCAGAGCUGCCCCAUGCUGCUGGCCAAGGGCUACCCCGACAUCGGCUGGAACCCCUGUGGGGGUGAGAAGUACCUGGACUUCCUGCGCUUCGCUGUCUUCGUCAACGGGGAGAGCGUGGAGGAGAACGCCAACGUGGUGGUGCGGCUGCUGAUCCGGCGGCCCGAGUGCUUCGGGCCGGCGCUGCGGGGCGAGGGGGGCAGCGGGCUGCUGGCCGCCAUCCAGGACGCCCUGAGCAUCGCCCAGGACCCGGCCAGGGACGGGCCCAGCGGCCGCAGGGAGAGGAGGCCGUUCGGGCCCGAGGAGCCCCCCGAGGAGAACCGGGUGCACCUGGGCCACGCCAUCAUGUCCUUCUACGCCGCCCUCAUCGACCUGCUGGGCCGCUGCGCCCCCGAGAUGCACCUGAUCCAGGCGGGGAAGGGGGAGGCCCUGCGGAUCCGGGCCAUCCUGCGCUCGCUCGUCCCGCUCGAGGACCUGGUGGGGAUCAUCAGCCUCCCCCUGCAGAUCCCGGCGCUGGGAAAAGACGGGAACGUGGUGGAGCCCCGUAUGGCCGCCAGCUUUGUCCCCGAGCACAAGGCGCCCAUGGUGCUGUUCCUGGACCGCGUUUAUGGGGUGCAGAACCAGGAGUUCCUGCUCCACGUGCUGGAAGUGGGGUUCCUGCCCGACAUGCGCGCGGCCGCCUCGCUGGACACGGCGACGUUCAGCACGACGGAGAUGGCGCUGGCGCUGAACCGGUACCUGUGCCUGGCGGUGAUGCCGCUCAUCACCAAGUGCGCGCCGCUCUUCGCGGGCACCGAGCACCGCGCCAUCAUGGUGGACUCCAUGCUGCACACCAUCUACCGCCUGUCGCGCGGCCGCGCCCUCACCAAGGCGCAGCGCGAUGCCAUCGAGGAGUGCCUCAUGGCCCUCUGCAGGUACAUCCGCCCCUCGAUGCUGCAGCACCUCCUGCGCCGCCUCGUCUUCGACGUGCCCAUCCUCAACGAGUUCGCCAAGAUGCCCCUCAAGCUGCUGACCAACCACUACGAGCGCUGCUGGCGGUACUACUGCCUGCCCAGCGGGUGGCCCAACAUGGGCGUCAGCUCCGAGGAGGAGCUGCACCUCACCAGGAAGCUCUUCUGGGGCAUCUUCGACUCCCUGGCGCACAAGAAGUUCGAGGCCGAGCUCUACAAGCUGGCCAUGCCGUGCCUCUGCGCCAUCGCCGGCGCGCUCCCGCCCGACUACGUGGACGCCAGCUACUCGUCCCGCACCGAGAAGAAGGCCUCGGUGGACGCCGAGGGCAACUUCGACCCCAAACCCGUCGAGACCCUCAAUGUCAUCAUCCCCGAGAAGCUCGACGGUUUCAUCAACAAAUACGCCGAGUACACGCACGAGAAGUGGGCCUUCGACAAGAUCCAGAACAACUGGACUUUUGGGGAGACCGUGGAUGAAGAAGCCAAAACCCACCCGAUGCUGAGACCCUACAAAACCUUUUCUGAGAAGGACAAGGAGAUUUACCGGUGGCCCAUCAAGGAGUCCCUGAAGGCCAUGCUGGCCUGGGAGUGGACGGUGGAGAAGGCGCGGGAGGGCGAGGACGAGCGCGCCGAGAAGAAGAAAACCCGGAAAAUCUCCCAGAACGCCCAGGCCACCUACGACCCCUCCCACGGGUACAGCCCCCAGCCCGUGGACCUGAGCGGGGUCACUCUGUCCAGGGAGCUGCAGGCCAUGGCAGAGCAGCUGGCUGAGAACUACCACAACACCUGGGGCCGCAAGAAGAAGCUGGAGCUGGAGGCCAAGGGAGGGGGGUCCCACCCGCUGCUGGUGCCCUACGACACGCUGACGGCCAAGGAGAAGGCGCGGGACCGCGAGAAGGCCCAGGAGCUGCUCAAGUUCCUGCAGCUGCACGGAUACGCCGUGACCCGGGGGCUGAAGGACAUGGAGCUGGACACGUCGUCCAUCGAGAAACGCUUCGCCUUCGGCUUCCUGCAGCAGCUGCUGCGCUGGAUGGACAUCGCCCAGGAGUUCAUCGCACACCUGGAGGCCGUGGUCAGCAGCGGGCGGGUGGAGAAAUCCCCCCACGAGCAGGAGAUCAAGUUCUUCGCCAAGAUCCUGCUGCCCCUGAUCAACCAGUACUUCCACAACCACUGCCUCUACUUCCUGUCCACGCCGGCCCAGGUGCUGGGCAGCGGCGGCCACGCCUCCAACAAGGAGAAGGAGAUGAUCACCAGCCUGUUCUGCAAACUGGCCGCGCUCGUCCGGCACCGCGUGUCCCUGUUCGGGACAGACGCCCCGGCCGUGGUGAACUGUCUGCUCAUCCUGGCACGGUCCCUGGACGCCAGGACGGUGAUGAAGUCGGGCCCCGAGAUCGUCAAGGCCGGGCUGCGCUCGUUCUUCGAGUCGGCGGCCGAGGACAUGGAGAAGUUGGGGGAGCAGCUGCGGCUGGGCCGGGGGACCCCGACCCGCGCCCCCACCAAGGGCGUGGCCCAGAAUGUCACCUACACCUCGGUGGCGCUGCUGCCCGUGCUCACCGCCCUCUUCGAGCACCUGGCACAGCACCAGUUCGGGGACGACGUCAUCCUGGACGACGUGCAGGUGUCCUGUUACCGCAUCCUGUGCAGCAUCUACAGCCUGGGCACCGCCCGCGGGCCCCUCGUGGACAGGCAGCGGCCGGCCCUGGGCGAGUGCCUGGCCCGCCUGGCCGCCGCCAUGCCCGUGGCCUUCCUGGAGCCGCAGCUGAACCACCUGAACCCCAGCUCCGUCUACAGCACCAAGAGCGCCCGCGAGCGCGCCCUGCUGGGUCUCCCCUCACGGGUCGAGGAGCUGUGCCCGGACCUGCCGGACCUGGAGCGGCUCAUGGGUGACAUCGGCGGCCUGGCGGACUCGGGGGCGCGCUACACGGAGAUGCCACACGUCAUCGAGGUGACGCUGCCCAUGCUGUGCCACUACCUGCCCCGCUGGUGGGAGCGCGGCCCCGACGCCACCCCUCAGGGCCCCUGGGCCACCGACGUCACCGGCCACCACCUGAACGCGCUGCUGGGCCACAUCCUGCGCAUCGUGGUCAACAACCUGGGCAUCGACGAGGCCUCCUGGAUGAAGAGGCUGGCGGUGUUCGCCCAGCCCAUCGUGAGCAAGGCGCGGCCCGAGCUGCUGCGCUCGCACUUCAUCCCCACGCUGGGGCGGCUGCGGAAGCGCGCGGGGAAGGUGGUGGCCGAGGAGGAGCAGCUGCGGCUCGAGGGCAAGGCCGAGGCCGAGGACGCCGAGCUGCUGAUCCGCGACGAGUUCUCCGUGCUCUGCCGCGACCUCUACGCGCUCUACCCGCUGCUCAUCCGCUACGUGGACAACAGCCGGGCCAAGUGGCUGACGGAGCCCAACGAGGACGCGGAGGAGCUGUUCCGCAUGGUGGGCGAGGUCUUCAUCUACUGGUCCAAGUCUCACAACUUCAAGCGUGAGGAGCAGAACUUCGUGGUGCAGAACGAGAUCAACAACAUGUCCUUCCUGACGGCCGACAGCAAGAGCAAGAUGGCCAAGUCUGGAGAUGGACAGGGGGGUGGCUCGGAGCAGGAGCGCUCCAAGAAGCGGCGCCGCGGGGACAGGUACUCGGUGCACACCUCGCUCAUCGUGGCCACGCUGAAGAAGAUGCUGCCCAUCGGCCUCAACAUGUGCUCGCCCGCCGACCAGGAGCUGAUCGCGCUGGCCAAGGGCCGCUACGCCCUGAAGGACACGGACGAGGAGGUUCGGGAGUUCCUGCACAACAACCUGCACCUGCAGGACAAGGUGGAGAACACGGGCUCGGCGCGGUGGCAGAUGGCCCUGGUGCGCCAGGCGGGGCGGGACGAGGACCCCGACAGCCCCGAGCAGGUCGUGCGCAGGGUGCAGGAGGUGUCGGCCGUGCUCUACCACCUGGAGCAGACAGAGCACCCCUACAAGUCCAAGAAGGCCGUGUGGCACAAGCUGCUGUCCAAGCAGCGCCGCCGCGCCGUCGUCGCCUGCUUCCGCAUGACCCCCCUGUACAACCUGCCCAGGCACCGGGCCUGUAACAUGUUCCUCGAGUCCUACCGGCUCUCGUGGCUGGCCCGGGAGCAGCCGCCCUUCGAGGACCGCAUGAUCGACGACCUCUCGAAGUCGGGGCGGGAGGAGGAGGAGGAGGAGGAAGAGGCGGAGGCGCGGCCGGACCCGCUGCACCAGCUGAUCCUGCACUUCAGCCGCACCGCCCUGACCGAGCAGAGCCACCUGGAGCAGGAUCACCUGUACAUGGCCUACGCCGGGAUCAUGGCCAAGAGCUGCCACAUAGAGGAGGGGGAAGAGGAGGAGAAGGAGGAAGAGGAGAAGGAGGAGGAAGAAGCCGAGGAUUCGUUUGAGGAGAAGGAGAUGGAGAAGCAGAAGCUGCUGUCGCAGCAGGCCCGGCUGCACACGCGGGGGGCGGCCGAGAUGGUGCUGCAGAUGAUCAGCGCCUGCAAGGGUGAGCGGGGGGCCAUGGUCUCCUCCACCCUCAAGCUGGGCAUCUCCAUCCUCAACGGGGGCAACGCGGACGUGCAGCAGAAGAUGCUGGAGUACCUCAAGUCCAAGCGCGAGGUCGGCUUCUUCCAGAGCGUGCAGGCGCUGAUGCAGACCUGCAGCGUCCUGGACCUGAACGCCUUCGAGCGGCAGAACAAGGCCGAGGGGCUGGGCAUGGUCACCGAGGAGGGCACCAUCAUCAGCCGGGAGAACGGGGAGAAGGUGAUGUCGGACGAUGAAUUCACCCAGGACCUGUUCCGGCUGCUGCAGCUGCUCUGCGAGGGCCACAACAACGACUUCCAGAACUACCUGCGGACGCAGACGGGGAACACGACCACCAUCAACAUCAUCAUCUGCACCGUGGACUACCUGCUGCGCCUGCAGGAGUCCAUCAGUGACUUCUACUGGUACUACUCGGGCAAGGACGUCAUCGACGAGCAGGGCAAGAGGAACUUCUCCAAGGCCAUGGCCGUGGCCAAGCAGGUGUUCAACAGCCUCACCGAGUACAUCCAGGGCCCCUGUACUGGGAACCAGCAGAGCCUGGCCCACAGCCGCCUCUGGGACGCCGUCGUCGGCUUCCUGCACGUCUUCGCACACAUGAUGAAGAAGCUGGCCCAGGACUCGUCCCAGCUGGGGCUGCUGAAGGAGCUGCUGGACCUGCAGAAGGACAUGGUGGUGAUGCUGCUGUCCCUGCUCGAAGGGAACGUGGUGAACGGCACGAUCGCCCGGCAGAUGGUGGACAUGCUGGUGGAGUCCUCCAGCAACGUCACCAUGAUCCUCAAGUUCUUCGACAUGUUCCUGAAGCUGCGCGACAUCGUCUCGUCCGACGCCUUCCGCCACUUCGUCACCGACCCGCGCGGGCUCAUCUCCAAGAAGGACUUCCAGAAGGCCAUGGACAGCCAGAAGCAGUACGAGCCCGACGAGAUCCAGUUCCUGCUCUCCUGCUCCGAGGCCGACGAGAACGAGAUGAUCGACGUGGAGAGCUUCGCCCAGCGCUUCCAGGAGCCGGCGCGCGACAUCGGCUUCAACGUGGCCGUGCUGCUGACCAACCUGUCGGAGCACGUGCCGCACGACCAGCGCCUCAAGACCUUCCUGGAGCAGGCCGAGAGCAUCCUGGAUUAUUUCCGGCCCUUCCUGGGCCGCAUCGAGAUCAUGGGGGCGGCGCGGCGCAUCGAGCGCAUCUACUUUGAGAUCAGCGGCGCCAACAAGGCGCAGUGGGAGAUGCCGCAGGUCAAGGAGUCCAAGCGCCAGUUCAUCUUCGACGUGGUCAACGAGGGCGGCGAGGCCGAGAAGAUGGAGCUCUUCGUCAACUUCUGCGAGGACACCAUCUUCGAGAUGCAGAUCGCCUCGCGCAUCUCCGAGGAGGAGGCGCCGCGCGACGAGGAGGAGGAGGAGGACGAGGACAGGGAGGAAGAGGAGCCGGCCGAGGCGCCGGCGCCGGCGCUGCCGGGUUUCGGGGCGCUGCGGCGGCUGCUGGGCUCGCCCCACACGUGGCGCCGCAGGAUCAGGAGGCUGCGCAAGAAGUCGGGGCGCGAGCUGGCGUGGGAGGCGGGCGUGGGCGCGGGGCGCGUGGCGCUGGGGGGCGUGCUGGGGGGGCUGGGGGUGCUGGGGGCCGUGGGGCGCCUGGCCUGGAGCUCGCUCUUCGGCGGGGGGCUGGUGGAGGGGGCGCAGCGCCUGGGGGUCAUCGAGGUGCUGGGCUCCAUGCCCGACCCCACCCAGGACGCCGUGGGCGGCGGCGAGGCCGGGGCGGGGGACGAGGGGGGACCCCCGGAGCCGGAGCAGCCCCCCGAGGCGCAGCUGGAGGCGCCGCCGGCCGAGGAGGAGGAGGAGGAGGAGGAGCGGCGGGAGGUGAAGGCGGUGCCGGCGGGGCCGGGGGCGCGCAAGGACCCCCAUUUCAGGCUGGCGGCUCCCGACGCCCCCGGCGGGCUCGGGGAUAUCGGGGAGCCCCCCGGGGCUGAGCCUCCCACGCCCGAGGGGACCCCCAUCCUGCGCAGGAAGAUCGGGGAGAUGGCGGAGCAGGUGGGGGAGGGGCAGAAGGAAGAGGAGCCCCCGGCCGAGACCGAGAAAGCCGACACGGAGAACGGGGAGAAGGGCGGGGGUCCCGAGGGGCCCGAGGAGGGGCCGGAGCCCCGCGCCCCCCCGAAGCGGCGCAAGUCGGUGCCCCGGGAGCGCCGGGAGCCCCCGGCCGAGGGCGGCUUCGACUUCUGGGGAGAGCUGGAGGUGCAGAGGGUCAAGUUCCUGAAUUACCUGUCGAGGAACUUCUACAACCUGCGGUUCCUGGCGCUGUUCUUGGCCUUCGCCAUCAACUUCAUCCUCCUCUUCUACAAGGUGUCCGAGCACCCCCCGGGCGCUCCGGAGGAGCCCGAGGGCUCGGGGGUGGCCCCCGAGGAGGACGGGGGCGUCCCGGGGGGCGCGGAGGCGCCGGGGGGGGUCCCGGAGGAGCCCGAGGUUUAUUAUUUCCUGGAGGAGAGCACGGGCUACAUGGGCCCGGCGCUGCGGGGGCUGGCGCUGGCCCACACGCUGGUGGCCUUCCUGUGCAUCAUCGGCUACAACUGCCUCAAGAUCCCUCUGGUGAUCUUCAAGCGGGAGAAGGAGGUGGCGCGGCGCCUCGAGUUCUCGGGGCUCUACAUCACCGAGCAGCCGCCCGACGACGACGUCAAGGGACAGUGGGACCGCCUGGUGCUCAACGCCCAAUCCUUCCCCAGCAAUUACUGGGACAAGUUCAUCAAGAGGAAGGUGAUGGAGAAGUACGGGGACAUCUACGGGCGGGAGAGGAUCGCCGAGCUGCUGGGGAUGGACCUGGCCAGCCUGGAAAUGGGGGCGCAGGGCGAGCGCAGGGCCCCCCCCGACAGCUCCCUGCUCACCUGGAUCACGUCCAUCGACAUCCGCUACCAGAUCUGGAAAUUCGGGGUGAUUUUCACCGACAACUCCUUCCUGUACCUCACCUGGUACAUGGCCAUGUCCCUGCUGGGCCACUACAACAACUUCUUCUUCGCCUCGCACCUGCUGGACAUCGCCAUGGGCGUCAAGACGCUGCGCACCAUCCUGUCCUCCGUCACCCACAACGGCAAGCAGCUGGUGAUGACGGUGGGGCUGCUGGCCGUGGUGGUCUACCUGUACACCGUGGUGGCCUUCAACUUCUUCCGCAAGUUCUACAACAAGAGCGAGGACGAGGACGAGCCCGACAUGAAGUGCGACGACAUGAUGACGUGUUACCUGUUCCACAUGUACGUGGGGGUCCGGGCCGGGGGCGGCAUCGGGGACGAGAUCGAGGACCCUGCGGGGGACGACUACGAGCUGUACCGCGUGGUCUUCGACAUCACCUUCUUCUUCUUCGUCAUCGUCAUCCUCCUGGCCAUCAUCCAGGGUCUGAUCAUCGACGCCUUCGGGGAGCUGCGGGACCAGCAGGAGCAGGUGAAGGAGGACAUGGAGACGAAAUGUUUCAUCUGUGGCAUCGGGAGCGAUUAUUUCGACACGACGCCCCACGGCUUCGAGACCCACACGCUGGAGGAGCACAACCUGGCCAACUACAUGUUUUUCCUGAUGUAUUUGAUCAACAAGGACGAGACGGAGCACACGGGGCAGGAAUCUUACGUGUGGAAGAUGUACCAGGAGCGCUGCUGGGAUUUCUUCCCGGCUGGGGACUGCUUCCGCAAGCAGUACGAGGAUCAGCUGGGAUGAGCCCCCCCAAAAUCCCCCUCCCCAAAAUCCCCUUCAAGUGCCUUUGACCCCCCCCAAUAAACGCUGCUGAGUGUCACUGGCUCGUCACUGACCCCCAAAAACGCCCCACAAGGACCCCAGACCCUCUUCAAGUGCCUUUCCCCCUCCCCAAAUAAACGCUGCCAAGUGUCGCUGCA
Molecule: messenger RNA, 8747 nt
Organism: Motacilla alba alba
Lineage: Eukaryota; Metazoa; Chordata; Aves; Passeriformes; Motacillidae
Product: ryanodine receptor 1-like
Biological process (GO): calcium ion transmembrane transport; intracellular calcium ion homeostasis
Cellular component (GO): smooth endoplasmic reticulum; calcium channel complex; Z disc
Molecular function (GO): ryanodine-sensitive calcium-release channel activity
Source: RefSeq, a predicted model, not a curated record